Heterocephalus glaber (naked mole-rat) is the source of this 3481-nucleotide messenger RNA. Lineage: Eukaryota; Metazoa; Chordata; Mammalia; Rodentia; Bathyergidae. The record is from RefSeq and is a predicted model, not a curated record.
CAUCAGGUGACUAGCUGCAGUCGCAGAGGUGUGCAUCAUCGUUUCUUCAUUGAGCGACUGUGGGCUCUGCAGUGCUGGGGUUCCUUGGUCCGGUGCGCACUCCUUUUCUCGGCGGAGGGAUCCCGUCUCGCCGCUCGCUACGUCCUACAAGGCGCGCUGACGUCGCGGAGGGCCGGCAAUCAGCGCUGGAGCGGCCGGCGCGCUGGUGUUCCAGUUGGUCAUGGACACCAGCAGGGAGGCGCACGGUCCGGGGCUGUGAGGGUUCUAGGGCGGCGGCCCCAGAACGGCGGCGACGCGACCCGAGCGGAAAGGGCCGAGGCGGCCGAACGAAUUGGGGAUGGGGAGGCCUGGACCGUGUACUUCCCCUGGGUGCGCUUGCGGCUUUGGGGGCGCACAGUGACGGUGGCGGCGCCUCUGGCCCAGCAGCUCCGAGGUCGCUUCGCCUGCGAGCCCGCGGCCGGCGGCAGGCCUGGCCAUGAGGAGCGGCCGGGGCUGGGAUAGGCCUCGCUGACCCCGGCUCCGCGCAUCGGCCUUCCUCAUUUCCGCUCCGGCCUCGGCAUGAGCGUCCGCCCGGGCCCGGGGCCGCGACUGCCCCUGUCCCGCCGCCCUCGGACGCGCUCGGUGCCCGCGGAUCCGCGGUGCUGAUCCCGUUGCGCCGCCCGCCUGCUGUAUGCCCCCGGGGCGCGGCCAUGGAGGUGGUGGGCGACUUCGAGUAUAGCAAGAAGGACCUCGUGGGACACGGGGCCUUCGCCGUGGUCUUUCGGGGGCGGCACCGUCAGAAAACUGAUUGGGAGGUAGCUAUUAAAAGUAUUAAUAAAAAGAACUUGUCAAAAUCACAAAUACUGCUUGGAAAGGAAAUUAAAAUUUUAAAGGAAUUGCCCAACUCUGUCUUUCUGGUAAUGGAGUAUUGCAAUGGUGGAGACCUGGCAGAUUAUUUACAAGCUAAAGGAACUCUCAGUGAAGAUACUAUCAGAGUGUUUCUGCAUCAGAUUGCAGCUGCCAUGCGAAUCCUGCACAGCAAAGGAAUAAUCCACAGGGAUCUCAAACCACAGAACAUUUUGUUGUCUUAUGCCAAUCGGAGAAAGUCAAGUAUCACUGGUAUUCGGAUCAAAAUAGCGGAUUUUGGCUUUGCUCGUUACUUACAUAGUAACAUGAUGGCUGCAACACUGUGUGGAUCCCCGAUGUACAUGGCACCUGAGGUUAUUAUGUCUCAACAUUAUGAUGGUAAGGCAGACUUGUGGAGCAUAGGAACAGUGAUAUAUCAAUGCCUAGUUGGAAAACCACCUUUUCAGGCCAGUAGUCCUCAAGACUUACGGAUGUUUUAUGAAAAAAACAGGAGCUUAAUCCCUAGUAUUCCCAGAGAAACAUCACCUUAUUUGGCUAAUCUCCUGUUGGGAUUGCUUCAGAGGAACCAAAAAGAUAGAAUGGACUUUGAAUCAUUUUUUAGCCAUCCUUUUCUCGAGCAAGUUCCAGUAAAGAAAUCUUGCCCAGUCCCGGUGCCCACAUAUGCUGGCUCUGUUCCUGGAAGCUCCUCUGGCAGCUCUCCACCUUGUCGUUUUGCCUCUCCACCAUCCCUUUCAGAUAUGCAGCAUAUUCAGGAAGAAAACUUAUCCUCCCCACCAUUGGGUCCUCCCAACUAUCUGCAAGUGUCCAAAGAUUCUGCCAGUACUAGUAGCAAGAACUCUUCUUGUGACACGGAUGACUUUGUUUUGGUUCCACAUAACAUCUCGUCAGAUCAUUCAUAUGAUAUGCCAGUGGCACCUGCAGGCAGACAUGCUUCAAAUGAGUUCUUAGUGUGUGGAGGGCAGUGUCAACCUAUUGUGUCACCUCACAGCGAGACAGCCCCAAUUCCAGUUCUUAUUCAGAUAAGGAAUUAUCAGCGCAUUGAGCAGAAUCUGACGUCUACUGCCAGCUCUAGUACAAAUUCACAUGGUUCUCCAAGGUCUGCAGUGGUACGAAGGUCUAACACCAGCCCCCUGGGCUUCCUCAGGCUGGGAUCCUGCUCCCCGGCACCAGCAGACACAGUACAGACAGUUGGACGAAGCUCUACUGGGUCUUCCAGGCCUUACUCACCUUCCCCUUUGGUUGGUACCAUUCCUGAGCAGUUUAGUCAGUGCUGCUGUGGGCAUCUUCAGGGCCAUGAAUCCAGGAGUAGAAACUCCUCAGGGAUUGAACUUGGCUUGAGAUCUGUCAGUACUGGAAAAUUAUCAGAUCAACAAAUAAAGGCACCUUUAGGUGGACACCAAGGCAGCACAGAUAGUUUCAAUACAGAGCGACCAAUGGAUAUAGCUCCUGCCCCCAUCUGUGGAUUAAGGAUUUUUUCCUUGAGUAUUUCCUUUAUUACUUCAGUAAGUUUUACUCAAUAAAUAGGAGGAGUAGGUGUGAAACUCCCUUGUAACCUAACUUGGGUGCUGUGCUGUGUCCUGUGCUUCCUUGCAGUGGGAUCCAGCAGCUCAGGAGGCUCCUUGUGCUCUGCCACUGGCCGUGUGUGUGUGGGCUCCCCACCUGGGCCAGGCUUGGGCUCUUCCCCACCGGGAGCAGAGGCAGCUCCCAGCCUGAGAUACGUGCCUUAUAGUGCUUCGGCCCCCAGCCUAGAGGGGCUCAUUACCUUUGAAGCCCCUGAACUGCCGGAGGAGACACUGAUGGAGAGAGAACACACAGACAUUUUACGCCACCUGAACAUGAUGCUGAUGUUCAGUGAGUGUGUGCUGGACCUGACAGCCAUGCAGGGAGGAAAUCCUGAGUUGUGCACAUCUGCCGUAUCCUUGUACCAGAUUCAGGAGAGUGUGGUUGUAGACCAGAUCAGCCAGCUGAGCAAAGACUGGGGGAGGGUGGAGCAGCUGGUGUUAUACAUGAAAGCAACACAGCUGCUUGCAGCUUCCCUGCAUCUUGCCAAAGCCCAGAUCAAGUCUGGGAAGCUGAGCCCGUCGACAGCUGUGAAACAAGUUGUGAAAAAUCUGAAUGAGCGAUAUAAAUUCUGCAUCACCAUGUGCAAGAAACUUACAGAAAAGCUGAAUCGCUUCUUCUCUGACAAACAGAGAUUUAUUGAUGAAAUCAACAGUGUAACUGCAGAAAAACUCAUCUAUAAUUGUGCAGUGGAAAUGGUUCAGUCUGCUGCCCUGGAUGAGAUGUUUCAACAGACAGAAGAUAUUGUUUAUCGCUACCAUAAGGCAGCCCUUCUUUUGGAAGGCCUUACUAAGAUCUUACAGGAUCCUGCAGAUAUUGAAAAUGUACAUAAAUGUAAGCUGACGUAUACAGUAAUUUCUCCUUAUCUGUGUUAUUUUCUGGAAUUUUCAGUUACCCAACAUCAGCCAGUGUCUAAAAAUAUUAAAUGAAAAUCUCCAGAAGCAGUCCAUAAUUUUGAAAUUUUGUUCUGCUCUGAUCAGUAGCAUGAUGAAAUCUUGAGCUAUCCUGCUGUGCCCCAUCUUUGUCUCGAGUGUCCAUGCUAUAUAUGCCACCUGCCAACUUAGCCAUCUCAGUU